Molecule: messenger RNA, 3431 nt
Organism: Pollicipes pollicipes
Lineage: Eukaryota; Metazoa; Arthropoda; Thecostraca; Pollicipedomorpha; Pollicipedidae
Product: cysteine-rich motor neuron 1 protein
Exons: 12
Coding region: 143-2704 (853 amino acids)
Cellular component (GO): extracellular region; plasma membrane
Molecular function (GO): protein binding; serine-type endopeptidase inhibitor activity
Source: RefSeq, a predicted model, not a curated record
CUGGGGAGCGCGCGCGCCGCGUCCGCCUCUGUGCUCCGCCGACGGCGACAUACCCCGUGACCUGCGCUCGUGACUGGUGACCCGUGACCGGUGCCCGCGUCUCGCGCCCUUGCCCUCUGGAGGUGCGCGCACCGCCGCCGUGAUGACCGGACCGAGCCUGACGGCGCUGAUGCUGCUCAGCGGCCUGACGCUGAGCGCGGCGCUCUCCUGCACGCCCUGCGAGAAGACGACCUGCGUCGAGGUCAGCUGCCCGGGCCGCACCGUGCGCGACGUGUGCGGCUGCUGCGACGUCUGCGCGCGCGGACUCGGCGAACGGUGUGGCGGCUACUUCGACAGCUUCGGCCUCUGCGACGACGGGCUUGUCUGCCAGACGUCGCCGCGUCACGGCCAGCCCGUCGACACCGGCGCCGAGGGCGUCUGCACGAAGAACGCCACCGCCUGCAAGUACAGCCUGUGCCAACUGAUGCUGGGCACGCAGUGCGUCUGCACGGAGCUGGAGGACUGCCGCUCGCCGGACGUCUCCGGUGACCCUACCUCGUUCACCAGCCGCGAGGAGUGCGAGAAGGCCGCCAGCAGGAACCAGGCGGCGCCGGCCAGUGAGCCCACCCCAGCCGAGGUGCCCAACUGCCCCGGGGUGGUGUGUGAGCCCGGCGUGAGCACGUGCCCCGCUGACUCCGUCCUGAAGACCGCGCCGGCUGAGAACCCCGACUGCUGCCCGCCGGUGGGCACGUGCCUCUGCGACCUCGAGUCGUGCGCGGUCGCGCCCAGCUGCCCCGAGGGCCAGGAGGCCACGCAGGUCACCAAGGGUCAGCUGCGGCCGGGCCUCUGCUGCAGCCAGUGGGAGUGCAAGCCAACAGCAGCUCCUCAGACCAACCUGAGCUGCAGCCACGACGGGCGCGAGUACGGGCCAGGCGAGCGCUGGCAGCCCGCCCGCUGCAAAAGCUGCCAGUGCAAGGACGGCCUGGCGUUCUGCCACCCGUUCGAGUGCCCGGCGCCGGCCGACUGCGACAAGGUCACGCAGGACGUCCGCCAGUGCUGCCCGCAGUGCAUUGAUGGCUGCGUAUCGCAGUCAGGGGUGCGUCACAACAGCAGCGAGCAGUGGCUGGAGGACGACUGCACCACGUGCUCGUGCGUGGGACGCAUGGCCCGCUGUCACGUGGAGAUGUGCCACAUCAGCUGCAGUCACCACCGCUCCGUGCCCGGCCGCUGCUGCCCUGUCUGCGAUGAAUGUGACGUCAUGUGUCAGCACGGCUACCGCACCUCCCGGGACGGCGAGCCGCUGUGCGAGUGCCUGACCGCGGACGAGGUGGGCACGGCGCCCGCCGGCUGCCGCAGCAUGGCCGCCUGCCGCAAGGCCUGCCCGCACGGCUUCAAGGUGGACGACAACGGCUGCGAGAGGUGCAAAUGCAAGAAGUGCCGCAAGUUGAAGGACUGCACCAAGAAGUGUCCGCACGGCUUCAUGACCAACGACAGGGCGUGUGCCAUCUGCAAGUGUCGCUCGGAGCCAGAGGACGGCCGGAGUGUCGCCUUGGCCGGCCACGAGGCGGCCGACAUGGACUGCGUCACACUAGACGGCGUGACGCACGAGGAGGGCGAGCAGUGGCACGACGGGUGUCGCCAGUGCUACUGCCACGGCGGCGAGGAGAUGUGCGCCGUUAUCUCGUGCCCCGUGCCCCGCUGCGACCAGCCAGAGAUCGCCGACGGACAGUGCUGCCCCACCUGUCCUGGCGGGACGGAGCACCCUGCCCAGCUGAACGGCACCGUAUGCCAGUCGGUGAACGGCCAGACCUACGUGGAAGGGCAGACGUGGCAGCUCGACCCGUGCACGCGCUGUCUCUGCCAUGCUGGCCGCGUGCUCUGCAGCGCGCCCCCUUGCCCUCCAGCCCCCUGCGCCGAACCGACCCGUCAUCUAGAGGAAUGCUGCGCAACCUGUGCUUCGACAGCCGGCCACCAGACGGCGCGCGGAGAGUGCACGGACGCGAGUGGCGUCGUCAGGGCGGAGGGUGACGCGUGGCGACAGGGGACGUGCACAAGCUGCGUGUGCCGCCAGGGCAAGGUCAGCUGCUUCCACGAGAAGUGUCCGCUGCUAGACUGCGUCCGGCCCGUACUGAAGAAGAGCCACUGCUGUCCUGUCUGCCUGGAGCCUGCCCAGUCGUUCGACUGCGUGUACGAAAACCGGACGAUGGCCUCCGGCCAGACCUGGGAGGUGGGCAAGUGCACGAGCUGCGUCUGUCAGCGCGGACAGACUGUGUGCACCCACAAGACCUGCACGGUCGUCUGUGACUCUCCCGUCAUGGAGCCGGGCCAGUGCUGCCCCACCUGCAAAGAGGAGACGAGCGCCCAGCGUAACUUCCACCUGCUGAGCGGAGUCAGCAAGGCCACCCACCGCACGGUGGUGCGCACGCCCGAAGGUCCCACCCAGACCUCCCAUCACGGCGUGGAGCGGGAGCCAGGCGAGCAGCAGUCGUCCAGCUACAUCGUGUUGUGUGUGGUCAUCGGCUUCUUGCUGCUGCUGCUGCUGGCCGUGUUCGUCUUCUGGUGCGUGCGCCGCCAGCGCAGCGGCUACUCGCCCAAGCACAUGAUCGAGGAGAAGAAGCCGCUCAACGAUCCGCAGAUCAUGCACUUCGUGCGCCUGGACGGCCGCGGCCUGCACUCGGACGCGCUGAUCCUCGAGAAGAACGGCACUGUGGUCCGAGAUGUGUAGCGGGGCGUGGCAGGCGAGAUGGGAGGGCACACCGCCCGCCCGUCCGCCGCGCGCUGGUCCGUGCUGGCAGCUGCCAUCGUUUUCAUCGUCACUUGUACAUACGCCAUCUCACGUGAUCGUCUGGACAUUUCGUGCUGGGCGUGGCUUUCGGCGCCGCCGUCGACGGACGUUAGGUGAAGUUUUAGUUCAUGCAACCGCCGUCGGGCGGUUGAGGUGUGCGAGCAUUUGUCGGGCCUGAGAGCGUUGCAUGGAUGGUGUGCGAAAUGUCUGAACAUAAUUGGCUAAUAGCGUACUUUUAUUUUGUCGCGAUAUUAGACAAUUGACUGUGAUAUGUUGUGGUGUUUGCAUUGGGCCCGACUGCUGCGGAGGAUGGCGCAACGUACUAUCGUUGGCUCGCCGUCUCCCGCGUCGGUUCGGUCCUCUUUAAUUAUUUGCGUUCUAUCAGGACAGUUUCCAACAAAAGUUACAGAUCGGAUCGCGUCCUUUUGUGGUAUUAGGUGAUUUGACGUGUAAGGUUGUCGCAUUUUCCUGUCACCGGAUGCCGGUGAAUCGAUGGUUUUACCCUUGUUCAUUUGCUUGUAGACGUGCCAAUUAUCUUCGCUUCCAAUCUGUGUGCAUAUUCAUACCACGAGCAAACGUUUACGUCACUAUUAGUAAGUAUACCAAGACACGUAUUACCAGCUGUCUUGCGCUACGAUAUAUUUAUGAAAUAAAAUUAUAUUGACAA